Messenger RNA from Pantherophis guttatus, 1322 nucleotides. It is a transcript of the gene PENK, whose product is annotated as proenkephalin. Gene Ontology annotation, molecular function: opioid receptor binding. NCBI's taxonomy places the organism in Eukaryota, Metazoa, Chordata, Lepidosauria, Squamata, Colubridae. Gene Ontology annotation, biological process: chemical synaptic transmission; sensory perception; neuropeptide signaling pathway. The record is from RefSeq and is a predicted model, not a curated record. Gene Ontology annotation, cellular component: plasma membrane; axon terminus; neuronal cell body.
CUCCUUUUUUGACUAAUUAUAAAGUCGCCUUCUCCACUUCUUUGCUCCCGAUUUUGCUGAAGAGUUCCGAAGCCAGAAGAGACACCCUUCUUGGAAGCGAAGGAAGCAGUCCCACCAGCGCCGUCGUCGCUUCUCUUCGUUAGCAUCUUGGAGAAAAGCCCCGCGAAGUUCUUCCGUGGAAUCUUCUGACCUCUGAGCAAGAGACUUCACCGCUCACUUCAGAAGCGCACCGUCUAUCGCGGAGCAGAGGAGAAAUACCAUGACAUUGCUUCUGAGGUGUUAUUUCUUGCUGUUGGCUCUUAACGCAUACCUUAUCCUUACCAUUCAGGCAGAAUGUACAAAAGAUUGUGCAUCCUGUGCCCAUCAAUUGGCAUAUCAUGCUGAUAUCAACCCCUUGGCAUGUACACUAGAAUGUGAAGGGAAACUGCCUUCUGCCAAAGCCUGGGAAACCUGCAAGGAACUUCUUCAGAUUACUAAACUGGACAGUCCAAAAGAGGAUGAAAGCCAUUUGCUAGCCAAAAAAUAUGGUGGCUUCAUGAAAAGGUAUGGUGGCUUUAUGAAAAAGAUGGAUGAGCUCUAUCAUGUAGAACCAGAAGAGGAACCCAAUGUUGGAGAAAUUCUUGCUAAAAGAUAUGGAGGGUUUAUGAAGAAAGAUUCAGAUGAUGAUGGUUUAGCUAAUUCGUCUGAUCUUCUGAAGGAGCUUCUUGCAACAGAAGAAAAUGCUGAAAUAGGACACUAUCAAGACUUGAGUGAUAGUGAUAGUGAGGUCCUCAAGAGAUAUGGUGGCUUCAUGAGAAGCAUAAAGCGCAGUCCAGAGCUGGAAGGUGAUGCCAAAGAGUUACAAAAGAGAUAUGGUGGAUUCAUGAGAAGAGUAGGAAGGCCAGAAUGGUGGAUGGACUACCAGAAAAGAUAUGGUGGAUUUCUCAAGCGGUUUGCUGAUACUCUUCUUCCUUCAGAUGAUGAUGGAGAAAAUUAUUCCAAAGAGGCUCCAGAGAUGGAAAAAAGAUAUGGUGGAUUUAUGAGAUUUUAGCAUUCCUUAUUUUGUCCUUUUGAUCCCAAAUCAAAGACUGCCUCAUUAACCAUAAUUUAUUGUAAUGUGUUGCUUGUACUAUACAGUUUUUUACUGUCCUGGUUAAUAAUGCAACUUAUUGUCUGUUAUUUCAGGUUUUGUGCUCUUUUAAGUUUAAAAUAAUUUGUUUUAGUCUAAUUUGUCUAUAUUGUACUUUCAUGCUAAAUCUACUUUAAUUACCAUAUCCAUUUCUUUAAAGAAUGUAAUUGUUUAACUGUAUAUAUAAUAAAUUAUUCAUCUUAACUGCAUAAAA